This is a messenger RNA of Nerophis lumbriciformis (worm pipefish), 1350 nucleotides long. It is a transcript of the gene nubpl, whose product is annotated as nucleotide binding protein-like. Gene Ontology annotation, molecular function: ATP-dependent FeS chaperone activity; 4 iron, 4 sulfur cluster binding; ATP binding. Lineage: Eukaryota; Metazoa; Chordata; Actinopteri; Syngnathiformes; Syngnathidae. The record is from RefSeq and is a predicted model, not a curated record. Gene Ontology annotation, biological process: mitochondrial respiratory chain complex I assembly; iron-sulfur cluster assembly. Gene Ontology annotation, cellular component: mitochondrion.
UUUUUUUUAAAUCAACUUCAAGAAAUGAACACCACCCAAGAAACUGCGUCUUUCUGCGCAAUGUUGACGCGCAAUGUGUGAACAGCAAGAUGGCGCACUUGACGUACGGCAGACUGAGGCGUUUACUGCAAAUAUACGCCAACAAAUCAUCGUCUUCAUGCGGAGGACCGGCAUUUAUACCCAAUUCUGCUUUGGGAGUACACUUUAUACGCCACCAUAGGUCCGUGGACCUCCAGGAGCGGCAGAAGCAGCAGAUGGCCCGUGGUCUCCCCAAGCAGAAGCCCAUCAGCGGGGUCAAGCAGGUCCUGGUGGUGGCUUCGGGCAAGGGGGGCGUGGGCAAGUCCACCACGGCAGUCAACCUGGCGCUGGCCCUGAUGGCCAAUGAUCCGGCCAAGACCGUGGGUCUGCUGGACGCUGACGUGUACGGACCCUCCAUACCCAAACUCAUGCACCUGAAGGGCAACCCGGAGCUCACCAGCAGCAACCGGAUGCGGCCGCUGACCAACUAUGGCGUCCCCUGCAUGUCCAUGGGCUUCCUGGUGGAGGACGGGGCCCCCAUCGUGUGGCGGGGCCUCAUGGUGAUGUCGGCCAUGGAUCGGCUUCUCAGACAGGUGGAGUGGGGCUCGCUGGACUACCUGCUCAUCGACAUGCCGCCCGGGACGGGUGACGUCCAGCUGUCCAUCUCCCAGAACGUGCCGGUAGCAGGUGCGGUCAUCGUGUCCACGCCGCAGGACAUCGCCCUGCUGGACGCUCGCCGAGGAGCCGAGAUGUUCAAGAAGGUCCACGUGCCGGUUCUGGGCCUGGUGCAGAACAUGAGCGUCUUCACGUGUCCCAAGUGUGACCAUCAGACUCACAUCUUUGGAGCCGACGGCGCUCGCCAGCUCGCCGACACGCUGGGAGUCCAACUCUUAGGCGACAUUCCACUCCAUGUGAACAUCCGGGAGACGUCAGACCGAGGACAGCCGGUGGUGGUGUCGUCCCCCAGCAGCCCCGAGGCGGCGGCGUACCGGAAGGUGGCGGCUGCUGUGGUCCGAAGACUGGAGGAGUUGCACACCUGACAGGACCAGACCGUGUUGGGAGAGGGUGCAGUUCUUUAGGCGACCAGUAGAGGGAGCCAGUGGCUUUAAACGGAUCAGUGUUGUCCCCAUACCAAUAUUUUGGUACUUUUCUAAGUAUUCUAUUUCUGAUGUCUUUUAUUUCAUGAAAUUGAAAAAUGUGAUUUUCCAGCUAUUUUGUCCAAUGUGGAGUCAUGAAAUAAAUUCAUUAAAUUAUUAAUUAAAUAAUUCAUUUGAUCACUUCAAACAAUUAUACACUUAUUUAAUAAUACCACCUUAACAUUUGACAACCAAA